CGUGCCUCGGCUUCUCUCUGGUUCUCUUCUCGCCGCAGUCACAUGACUAUACUUCCUGAUUCCAGCCUACUUGCGAUAAAUCUCACCGCUAUCGUUCCUGCAAGGAAAUUGAAAUUCAGAGGGUAGGCCGAAAUUAAACGAACCUUUCAAAGACGACGCAAUGCAGCCUAGAGGACUCCAAAACACCAGGCACUAUAAAUGAGGGUAAAUGAAGGAAAGGUUGGCUACGUGGCUUUCCAGCUAGCGAGCAACCUAGCGAUAGCUAAUUUGAUUUAAGCGUAACGUACACCCGCUAGCCUAGCUGUCUUUUAGCUAAUAUAGCUGUCUAGCUAGCUUUUAGCCGUUGUGCUAACAGCUGUCGUUUACAGUUUUAGUGAUUGAUUUUAUCGGGUGGAGUAAUAGUCCAGCCACAAAAAAACAACAAACCAGCUCAGUUACGAUUAUAAGCGAUUUGAACAGCCACACUAGACAUAGGUAACAUUCUAUUUGACAGUGUUACUGAUUAAACACAGACAUCCACAUUCUCAGGGGCUUUUGAAAGGCUGAUAGCUUUCAAGCUAACUAGUUAGCCAACAUCCUGAAGACGUUUUUUUACUUGUCACAACCAACAAUAAGGAAUCAUGUCAAAGUACACCAGUUUUCCUGAACCGAACGAAGAUCAGAAUCCAUUCCAGGACCCGUCUGUCACCCAGCACAGCAGCAAUACGGGCUAUGCCACACUGGACCUGUACAACCCCUUUGACAACAAGACAUUGCAGCCGCCUCCUCCCUAUGAGGCCACUGUGCCUACGGCCCCUCCGACAGCUCAAACCCCACCCAGUCGGACGACGCCCACUGAACCACGCAACUAUGGUUCCUACAGCAAUCAGAACGAGGAUAAUUCUACCUCGGGCUCAUAUGUCCCUCCUAUUCUGCAAUCAACAGACAGCCCACUCUCUGGAGAUACUCAAACUGCAGUGAGUGCCACCACAGCAGAACUGCUGAAGAAGCAAGAGGAGCUGGAGAGGAGAGCUCGAGAGCUGGAGAGGCGAGAGAGGGAGCUAGAUGCACAUGCCCUAGGACCUGGAGCUGCUCGUCAGAAUAACUGGCCCCCCCUUCCCUCGUUCUGCCCAGUGGGGCCCUGUUUCUACCAGGACAUCAAUGUGGAGAUCAGCCAGAACUUCCAGCGCACCGUCACCAUCAUGUACUACUACUGGAUGUUCACGGCCUGCACUCUGCUGUUUAACCUGAUCUCCGCCCUGGCCAACUUCUGUGUGAACCAGGGCGAAGGCGUGGGUUUUGGCCUGGCGAUCCUCUGGUUCCUCCUCUUCACCCCCUGCUCCUGGGUCUGUUGGUACAGGCCUGUGUACAAAGCCUUCAGGAGUGACAGCUCUUUCAAUUUCUUCGCCUUCUUCUUCGUGUUCUUUGCUCAAGUGGUCUUCUACGUCAUUAUGACCAUUGGCAUCCCUGGCUGGGGCUUCAGUGGAUGGAUUGUGAGUCUGGCUGCUCUGAAAAGCAGUGUUGCUGUCGGCGUGAUCAUGAUGCUGAACGCUGUUGUCUUCACUGCCCAGGCAGCCAUGGGAGUGGUGAUGUUGAAGAGGGUGCACUCCCUGUACAGGCAGACCGGAGCCAGCUUCGAGAAGGCCCAGGCUGAGUUUGCCACUGGUGUGCUUUCCAAUCAGACAGUGAGGCAGGCAGCUGCCAGUGCUACUACCUCUGCUGCCCAGGGGGCCUUCACUGGGGCUCGAUAAAGAGGUUUGGCGAGAGGGGGUCUGGGUUAUCUGGGAUGACUAGUCCAGGCUGGACAAGUCCUCAGAAACAGGGGCCUCAGUUGUAUCGGGACAAACAUUUGUGCAAGGUAGAUUUCCUGCGUUUAUGUCAAUGCAUUAAAAAAAAAAAAAAAAAUAGUCGGUUAUUGGGCAGUGAGAGUAGUUCGUGUUCCCCCGUAAUUUACCCACAUGUUUUGAAAAAAAAAAAAAAAUGUAGAUAAACACUUACAGCUCUGUUUGCAUGGAUACACUUUAGCGCCAGAAAAUGAUGUCAUCAGUUAUUAGCGUCCUGGGGUUGGGGGAGGCAGGACUGUACCAAGUAACCUACUAGGGAGAUGGGGAGGGGGGGGGGGUUGUAUGUGAGAAAGCAUCAAAAUCAAAGACCCACAGGUGGUCUGGUAAGACACUACUGAGAAGUAGAUCACAUGUAGGAUGCCAAUGCUAUGGUGGUUUCCCUUUGCUGCCAAUGUGCAAGUGUCUCUUUCCUCAUCACAGUCGCACCUGCCAGGUUGUCACAGCCCGAUGAUAAUUCAAAGCCGCACCCCCCAAAACUGAGUUCAAUGGAGAUGUGAGAAGUUGCUUUGAGCUUUUGCUGUUUUUUUUUCUUUUUUUUCUUUUUUUUUUUCUUGUCAUUAUGGUUUCCUUAUCUGAAGAGGCACUGGUGACUCUCUUGUGCUCUUCUGCUCCCAGUGUUCUCCUUUUGCUUUACUUGGCUGCUGUGAUCAGUCAGGCCCUUUCAGUAACCAACAGCAACACCCUAAGCAUCGCUCCUCACAUAAUAAUAUGUGGAAGUUUGUGGCAAUUGUAUUAUGAAUGCAAGCAAACCGAUGAGCAACAAAGAUUGAACUGCAUGUUGUAUAUGUUUCGAAUGAAGGAAAUAAAGGCAGAGGAUGAAGUUCAUACAACUGGAAAUGCAGUGAAAAACACACAAGAUUGAUUUAACAUGUAAUUAACUAUGGCUGAAAUGUUCAGUUAUCUGUGGCCAAUGUUUUUAUGUUGCUAACAAUGAGCUCUAACAGUUUUUAUGUCUUAUCAAUUUUUUGUGAUGUGAAGGAGAAUGCCAAUUUAAGUAUUUUUCAAAUGCCAAAAUAAAGGAAGACAAAAGCA
This is a messenger RNA of Clupea harengus (Atlantic herring), 2855 nucleotides long. It is a transcript of the gene scamp3, whose product is annotated as secretory carrier membrane protein 3. The record is from RefSeq and is a predicted model, not a curated record. Gene Ontology annotation, biological process: protein transport. Lineage: Eukaryota; Metazoa; Chordata; Actinopteri; Clupeiformes; Clupeidae. Gene Ontology annotation, cellular component: trans-Golgi network membrane; recycling endosome membrane.